AUGGCCCUGCACACGGACUGGGAGUACUGCGGCUGGAUGGAGAGCGUCACCGUCUGCGACGUGGUGACGGUGGCCCCCAGCGGCCUGAUGAGGGUGAUUAGCGGCAGGAAAGAGCUGCUUAGGAUUUACCGGCACUACGCGGAGGCGAUCAUCGUCGCCACAGAGCGCGAGCAUGGGAUGCUCAGCGACUUGCACAUGGCCGUAGACCACGAGAGCAUCAUCACCUCGAUGCCGCUGAAGUCCCGCGUCGCUCUGUCGCAGGCCGCUCUGCGGGCACUGGACAAGAAGCAGCAGCCGUGGGGCAUUCUGGGCAUGCAGCCCAGGCGCGACCUCAAAGAGUUGGAUCAGGAGGUGAGCAAUGGGAAGUGUGACAUCAUGCUGAACGAGGAGGGGCGUGUGCUGCGCUCGGUCUCACUGUGCGUCGUGCGUCUCAUGCGUGAAGAUGGUCGCAUCCUUGCGGAGAUUGGUGAGAUGCAUGAUGGCAAGCUGUCGAUGGGCUGCAAGCUUCCCGGCACGAAGGUGCGCAGCCAAGAGUUACCGCACGAUGCCAUCAGGCGUUUGAUCAAGCGGCAGUUUGGUCACCUGGAGGCUCAAGAGUUGAACCGCCUGGAGGAGACCCUGAUCGGCCAGGCAACACGGGUGGUGAACUUCGAGGAGAAAGUGUCAGCGAACUACGGCAUCAACUCGCGGUACACGCGCAACGAGUUCCAGAUGCAGAUCGGGCCCGAAUUCUUUGCGGAGGAUGGGUCCAAGGCCCUUCCGAGAAGCUCCAGCAAGAGCUCUGGCGGCCGCCUCGGGCUGGGCAGGAAGCUCGGGCAGUCUGGCGACUCGCUGAACAUAGAUCAGUACGAGGCCUUCGCGAAGAUUGCUCCCGAGGAGCCGGACAGGGUCUCGAUCAUGGCAUGGCUGGACCCCGAGGCCAUGCCGUUUCUCGCUUCUGGCUCCGGGGAGGCCAAGUUGCGCGACUGGGUGUACAGCUUCCGACACGAGCUCAACGACCUCGUCGAGGGCACCGCCAACAGCGCGGGCGCCGUCGCGAGGCAGGAGUCGCUGUCGUUGUUCGGUAGGCGCAUGUCGCGGAAGCCCUCGUGCAAGGGGUCGCCGAAGACCGACGGCGUGAUGGUGUGA
This is a messenger RNA of Prorocentrum cordatum, 1128 nucleotides long. Lineage: Eukaryota; Dinophyceae; Prorocentrales; Prorocentraceae. The record is from the annotation of a GenBank genome assembly.